CGCGCCGCGUCUGCCUCGCUUCCCCCUGCCAGCCCGUCAUCGAUGCUGCCCGGCGUCGUACAGGUGGUACUGCUGUUCAGGGUGGUCGCCGCGACCGUGAGCAGGUCGCAGCAGCACCUCAGCACCGAGGGUGUAGCCUCCAACCAGGUGUCGGAGUACAGCACCCCGCCGCUCAGCACCAUUCAGAGGUUCAUGAAGAUGCUGGAGCCGCGCGCCGCCGACGAGCAGCGAGUGCUCAAGAGGGCGCAGCUGUCCGUGGCCAACGUGACGUGCAACGACGGCUCGCCUGCGGGAUUUUACUUGAGGCGGUCACAAACAAGUACAAAAUGGAUUAUCUUUCUUGAAGGAGGAUGGUACUGUUACGAUGAACGAAGUUGUCACAAUCGCUGGAUGAGACUACGCCAUUUGAUGACGUCAAAGCAAUGGGCGGAUACAAAAACAGUUGGUGGAAUCCUUUCAGCAAAUCCUGAAGAAAACCCCUUCUGGUGGGAUGCGAACCAUGUGUUCGUGCCGUACUGCUCGAGCGACUCGUGGAGCGGGUCGCGCACGCGCCCCGGCGGAGACGUGAGGUUCAGCUUCAUGGGCGCCGCCAUCGUGAGGCAGGUGGUCCAGGACCUGCUGCCGCUCGGCCUGCGCAACGCCACCUCCCUCCUGCUGGCCGGGAGCAGCGCAGGUGGCACGGGCGUGAUCGUGAACCUGGACCCGGUGACGGAGCUGCUGCACCGGCAGCUGGGGCUGCGGGGCAUCGCGGUGCGCGGCGCCUCCGACUCGGGCUGGUUCCUGGAUCGCGCGCCCUACUCGCGCGACGCGCGCCUGCUCAGCCCCACGGAGGCCGUGCGCCGCGGCCUGGAGCUGUGGCAGGGCCGCGUGUCGCCGCACUGCCACCACCGCUACCCGGCUGAGCCGUGGCGCUGCUACUUCGGCUACCGCUCCUACCCGACGCUCACAGCUCCCUUGUUCGUGUUCCAAUGGCUGUUCGACGAGGCGCAGAUGGCGGCCGACAACGUGGGCGCACCCGUGACCAAGCAGCAGUGGGACUACAUCCACAAGAUGGGCGACAGCCUUCGGAACUCAUUCCAAAAUGUAUCGGCGGUGUUCGCUGCGUCCUGCAUCUCGCACACCGUGCUCACCAAGAAGGAGUGGCUGCAGGUGAGGAUCAACGAGGUGUCCCUGCCGCAGGCCUUGCACUGCUGGGAGCAGCAGCCCUACCAGGCGCAGCUCAGCCUCAUGAGAGCCGGCACACCUGAGAGGCUGGCGGUGCCGAUGCUGGGUGACGAGCCCCCGGCGGCCCAGAGCCUGCAGCGCAUGAGCUACCGGACCAACGCGACCUCGGCCCCCGGCAGCAGGCACGACAGGCGGCGGCGGCGCAGGAAGAAACACAACGGCAACAGGAACAAGAACAGGCCGGAAAGGAACAGGGGUAAAAAGAAAAAAGGCAGGAAGGGGAGUCGCCGGCGGGAGCAGCGGUCGGUGCAGUGCCAGUACCGCCACGUGGAGCGGUGCUCCUGGCCGCAGUGCAACCACUCCUGCCCCAAGCUGCACAACCCCUUCACCGGCGAGGAGAUGGACUUCAUCGAGCUGCUCAAGUCGUUCGGGCUGGACAUGGCGAGCGUGGCCAACGCGCUGGGCAUCGACAUCCACACGCUCAACAACAUGGACCACGAGGAGCUGCUCACCCUGCUGACGCAGCAGGCCAACUGACGCGCGCGCCGCCAUCCACCGGGGUUCCUCGAUGUGCGGGUCAACAUUUUAGAAAACCUAUUUCUGUACUUACAAUUUUUUUUUUUUUUUUUUAUAUAAACAACAAAUAUUACCUUUGAAUAUAUAUAUACUGUAUAGAAGUCGCCGCCGCAAUCGCCACCAUCUCUAGGGCAUUGACUUGUGGUGGUCCCUAGCGGAGAAGUGUCAAACUCUUCAAACACCCCUUCCCCCUCUCGUUGAACGACCUUGAGCUGCAGUGAAUGAUGGAUGGGGGGUGCGGGGAAUGACAGCGGGCGACAGUGCUGCGCACUAACGGGUAAAUGAUACCUAAGACGAUACAGGCCGUUAUGGCAGCGCGCUGCAGCGGUGAAGUUCCCAAGCU
Messenger RNA from Bacillus rossius redtenbacheri, 2083 nucleotides. RefSeq names its product palmitoleoyl-protein carboxylesterase NOTUM (gene Notum). NCBI's taxonomy places the organism in Eukaryota, Metazoa, Arthropoda, Insecta, Phasmatodea, Bacillidae. The coding region runs from base 43 to 1701 and encodes 552 amino acids. The transcript has 12 exons. Gene Ontology annotation, molecular function: hydrolase activity. The record is from RefSeq and is a predicted model, not a curated record.